Molecule: messenger RNA, 1632 nt
Organism: Bursaphelenchus okinawaensis
Lineage: Eukaryota; Metazoa; Nematoda; Chromadorea; Rhabditida; Aphelenchoididae
Source: the annotation of a GenBank genome assembly
AUGAGUUUGUUGAGGUCGAAAGCGGUAGAUUACGACUUGGACUUUGAUCAGCUUAAAAAUGUAAGAUUUACAGGUCUUUUUUUUAUUUUAGAUUUUAAUUACUUAAAAUUUUUUGAGUUUUAGUUUGAAAAAGUAUAAAGCAAAGCAUAUUUUAUAACUAAAAUUUAGUUUUUAAGCCUAAAAAUCUGGUUUCAAGCCUAAAAUCAGAUUUUAGACUUAGAAAUGCAACUUUACACCUAGGAGUGAAAUCCUAAUCAUAAAAGUUAUUUUUACGCCUAAACUAGAAUUAUAAGCCUGAAAACGAUUUUUUAAGCCUAAAACUUAAUUUGAAUUAAAAAAAUAAAAUUUGGGCUUUAAAACUAAAAUUUUAAACCUAAAAGUGUAAUUUUAAACCUAAAAAAAUAUUUUUAAGCCUAAAAAUGGUUUUUCAAGUUUAAAAUAGCAUUUUAAGCCUAAACUUGAAUUUAAAGCCUAAAAAUUAAAUUUCAAGCUUAAAAAUCAAACUAUAGGUUUAAUGAUGCAUUCUGAACCUAAAAACUAUACUUUAAACCUAAAAGGAAAUUCUAAGCCCAAAAUUACAUUUAUAAGCCUAAAAAUGGUUUUUAGGCCUAUAAGCUUUAAAUAGAAACUUAAUUUUUGAAAAUAUUUUUAAAAACUUUUAGUCCGAUCUCCAUAUUCAUAUGCCAGCUGGUGCCGUAGCAAAAGAUGGUCCUUCAGCUGGUUGUGCCUUUACCCUAGCCUUGUUCUCGCUAUUAUCUGGAAGGAAAGUUCGUUCGGAUUCGGCUUGUACUGGGGAGAUUUCACUGACUGGGAAGGUUUUACCGGUAAGAUAAAAAAAUUUAAGAAACUUUAAAUUUCAAAAAAAAAAUCGAAAUUUUAAAAUUUUUUUUGAAAAAGUUGAAAUUAAAAAACAUUUUGACGCUUUUUCAGGUCGGCGGGGUAAAAGAAAAAGUCUUGGCAGCUCAUCGCGCUGGAAUCAUGAGAUUAUCAUUGCCCAAGGAGAACCAACGAGAUAUUGCUGAUCUGGAUCCUACUGUAUUGGUGAGGCAACCUUUAUUAUACAUUUGGAGUAGGUAGGGUUGGGUAUUGUAUUUUAGAGUAGGGUAAUGUAUUAUAAAGUAGGGUAGGGUACGCGGGGUAGGGUAAAGUAUUUAAUAGUAGGGUAUGGUACUGCAUUUUAUGCUAAGUUAGGGUACUGUAAUUUAUGUUACGGUAAGGUACUGUAUUUUAUGGUAGGGUACUGUGUGCUAGUUAGAGAUUAGGGUAGAGGUAAUGGUACGGAUGGACUAGAUACCGUACUUCUUACUUCGAAUUUAGAACACUAUUUUACUUACCGUAACCUUCACUUUAAAAUUAGGAAACUAUCCCACCUACCGUAAUCACGCCCUUAAAAGUGCAAAACUCUAUUUUAAGCUAGCCAAAGACAAUAAGCUAUAAAAAUCUCUGCUCUACGAUAAUAAACAGCUUGACAUACGUCAUGCCAAUUAAUAUUCCACCCUCGAUCCGAUGCCAAAACCCCGCCAUUGAAGACUUUCCUUUCAGGACCAAAUGAAUAUAUUGUUUGUGGACAAUGCGGACGAAUUAAUUAGCAAAAUGAUUAAGACCGAAGCCUCCGACGCCGCCAAACUUUGA